UAUCAAGUCAUUACUCAAGCCUUUAAAAAGAAUUUUAACUGAAUGAAUGAAGAUUCUAUUCUAAUUUCCAUUAUGAUGUCAUCAUACGACGUGUGACUAUUGUGCCCAUGCAGGUCUACGUUCUUUUUUAAUCACUUGAAACAUCAAAAUAAAUUAAGCUGACUGUUUUUCGAGAGCUGAUAUUACAAUGGAUGGAAAAUUAAGGAGAGGAUUCAAUACUAUGAACAGUGUGGGAAUCCAAGCCUACGGGAGCAGAUGCGAUUUUCAUGGCAGCGGUGACCUGCCCAACAUUCGCCGUCCUUUGAUCCACCAGAAUCAGGCUGAACACCUGCCCACCUUUCAACCUGUGUGCCAGAGCAUUGGUCAGGGAAGCAUGAAAGAGGAAACCUGCUCUUCUCCACUCAGACUUCCACCCAUCUUGAGGAAACCGUUAAGCAUCACUGGACUCUAUAUUCCAAGGGACAACAGGGUGUACCCAAAAAGGCAUCAUAAACAGCAAAGCCAACAGGCUUAUAGAAAGAUGACUUUCAGUUAUCAGAAUGAACAUAUCCCUGCAGUCAUUAGGGGACAUCAACACUUCGGCUUUGGAGGAUCUGUGUUGCCUGAGUCUGUUAUCAUUGAGCAAUAUUAUGACCUCACCCUAACCAAGAAGAGUAAUGUCCGACUGAAUGACCAGCUGGUUCCCAAACCAACGGACAUUGACAUGAGUAAGAAGAUGAUUAAAGUUGAUAUUCCGAGGGAACAUCCUUACAGCUCCCACAUCCCCCGGUAUCCCGCUAUAUUUCCAUCAUACCGAUCCCCACCAGUCCAGCCUUCCAGCGCUUCUGCUCCUGUAGUUGUGUGGCGGCAUCAUCAAAGGAGCAAAUAAACAUAAAAUAAAAGCUGAAUAACAAAAAAAAUGUUAUGUAUUAAAACAUUUUGUGGACAAAAUGCAUUUUGUAAUCCAGACAACCC
Megalobrama amblycephala (Wuchang bream) is the source of this 954-nucleotide messenger RNA. RefSeq lists its product as uncharacterized. The record is from RefSeq and is a predicted model, not a curated record. The coding region runs from base 188 to 868 and encodes 226 amino acids. Gene Ontology annotation, cellular component: centrosome. The transcript has 6 exons. Lineage: Eukaryota; Metazoa; Chordata; Actinopteri; Cypriniformes; Xenocyprididae.